Molecule: messenger RNA, 2360 nt
Organism: Ahaetulla prasina
Lineage: Eukaryota; Metazoa; Chordata; Lepidosauria; Squamata; Colubridae
Gene: APOLD1
Product: apolipoprotein L domain containing 1
Exons: 2
Coding region: 39-740 (233 amino acids)
Biological process (GO): lipoprotein metabolic process; lipid transport
Cellular component (GO): extracellular region; membrane
Molecular function (GO): lipid binding
Source: RefSeq, a predicted model, not a curated record
GAGAAUUAUUCAUGAGAAUACCAGUCUGAGAGAAAACGAUGAUUAUGGAGUAUGGUAUUUUCCCCUUUAGUUUCGAUCCUACGUGUCGCUUCUACAACACACUGCUUGACCAGCAAAGCCGGCUAUGCAAUCACAUAAAGAAUCUCCAAAAGAUGUUACAGAGACUCGGUAAACUGAACAGAUGUUCUCUCAUUGCACAUCUAACGGGAAAUUCUUUAAGUGCAGCAGGAGCAAUUAUAGCCAUAGUGGGGCUGUCUUUGAGCCCUGCAACUCUAGGAGCCUCCCUCUUGGCUUCUGGGGUGGGUUUAGGAGUGGCAGCUGCAGGAGGGGCUGUUUCCAUUACUUCAGACCUUUCUUUAGUGCUCUGUAACUCCAAGGAGGUGAGAAGAGUAAAAAAGAUUGCUCUGACUUGUCACAAUCUGAUGAAGGAAACAAUGAAUUGCUUGGAGUUCCUGCACCGUAGUUGGAAUCCCACCGACCCUUUCUUAUUGCAGACUGAAAAAAAUGCUUCUAUUGCCCUUUAUAAUUCUGCCUGCUUCCUGGUGUUCUGCGGUCCUCAGGGCUUUCUGGUGCCUGAACACACAGAAGAGGAGACAAAAGUGAGCCAUAUCCUACUUAAGGCAAAAAUCCAAAAACUGGCUGAAAACCUAGAAGCCUGUGCAAGACACAUGGAGGAAAUCUGCAAGCUUUUAGAAAGACGGAAAGCAUGUUCCUGGAGGACAAAAGGAUUAGUAUGUUGACAUGGGAUCAAUGGUCAGAAUGACUCUGCAAUAACACCAAGUCUUCUUGAAAAAUUAAACCUGGGCAUAAAAAUGAUGAAUGCUGGUACUGUAAUUUAAAAUUAGGAUUUUAUGUACCUCAGAAUUUUGUCUAUGCCUUUCCUAGGAUUUGCAAUUAUCUGCACCCUACUAUUUUGUUUUUAUUUUUUUGCUGAUCAACGUAACAUGCAGAAAUCGUGGUUGUAUCAGUUGUAGCCUAUACUUUCAGCACAUUUCAAGGGAAGUUGUUUGUCACGAAGCACCAUACUUGGGUUUUCUGGGCAGGAAAAGUUUUCCAAAUGUUUGAAUGAAUGAUAGCACAGUAAGCUGAACUUUCCUUAACACAUGAAAUUUCAAUCAAUGUUUCACAAUAGGAGGAAAAAAUGGACGGGAAUAAUUUUCAGAGCUCUGACAGUAAUUGUAUUUGAAUGCUCAAGGGGUCAUGAUGGAAUAUGCCAACAUAGACAAAAAUAAUUGGCAAGUCCAAAACCCGUUGAACUAUGAGAAUCAGAUAGAUAAGCAAAGCCUAAAUAUUUCUGAACUUUUCUUUAUGAUGUUCUCCUUGCAGAUAGAAAUUUGUCCUACAAGUAGGGUUAGAACUGAAUCAUUUCUUUAUUUCAUUUCUAGAAUUUACAAUCUUUGUCUCAUUUGUCAUAGCUAUCUUUCAUAUACACUUUUUACACAUGUGCCAGAAUAUCAUGUAGUUUUAUAUUUAUUUAUAUGGGUUAAUAUUAUUGAACUCUUUGUUUAAAAGAAUAAGAACAUUGUCAACACAAGAUAAAAUAAGAUAUUCUUCAAAAUAUCUGAGGCAACAUUUUUAAAUUGCUUGAAGUCAUUUUCUUUGUCAAUAUUUUCAUUCAAAAGACAUGAUAAAGAAGUCAGAUAAAAACUAGGUUGCAAACCAAGAAUUUUCCCCAAAAAAAUUCUGUUAAAAUUUCAUUUGAAGAAUUAUUUUAAGAGAUCAUCUCCCUAUGCAUUUAUAUUCAGAAACAUUUUACUAGAAUGUACAAAAAUUAUAAUUUUUUAAAGAAAAGCCUUUGCAGAUUGAAUCUUUUAAUAAAAACUGUUUUUGUGUUCACUAACUUCACUGUAAAGAUGCUACUCUUCACUUAGUUGAUUAAUCAUCAGUUUUCUAUCUCAAAAUAUUGUUGAAUAGAAGGCUAAGAAAAAAACAACAACCCUAAAGCAAAGAUGGUGAGAAGCUUUCCUCAAAGACUUUUUCACAAUGGAAAAGCCUGUUAGCCAAGCAUUUUUCUUUCUUUUUCUUUUUUCCAUUUCUUUUACAAAAGAUAAGGCAUGCCGGGAUCAAAAGAUAACAGAAGAGUUGAGUUGUUUUGUAAUUGAAUACUGUAACUUUCCAGGAUCUUACUAUGUUUGAAAUUCAUUUAAUAUACAAGAAACUACAAUUCAACUGUCCUGAUGGAAAAACUAAGAAUUACUUGGAAUUGAUUUGUGCAUGUUAGAGGGUUUCUUCUUCACACAUCUACACAUAUUCAUGCAAAUAAUUUUGUAGUAAUAUAGCUCCCAAAUCUGGACACCAGACAGGGUCAUCUGAAGAGUUGCAGCCCAAAUCUGGUAGUAGUACAGCCCCCUCCCUCCUCC